Molecule: messenger RNA, 3075 nt
Organism: Mesoplodon densirostris (Blainville's beaked whale)
Lineage: Eukaryota; Metazoa; Chordata; Mammalia; Artiodactyla; Ziphiidae
Product: guanylate cyclase 2G-like
Biological process (GO): protein phosphorylation; receptor guanylyl cyclase signaling pathway; cGMP biosynthetic process
Cellular component (GO): membrane
Molecular function (GO): peptide receptor activity; guanylate cyclase activity; protein tyrosine kinase activity
Source: RefSeq, a predicted model, not a curated record
AUGGCUCCCAGGACAGGUGCUGAGGCUCCACUUGGAUCUGGGCCCUGUUUGGGGGUUGAAUGCCAAGCUGGCCACCCAACCUUAGUUCUGAUGCUCUUUGUCAGUGUCCUGGUGACGUGGCUUGAGGCUGCUACACUCACUGGGGGGUUCUAGGCCCCCUGGAACAUCUCCCACCCAUUCAAUGUGCAAAGGCUGGGUGCUGGACUCCAGACUGCCAUGGACAAGAUCAACUCUGAGCUGGCAGACUUCGGACAUAUCAGCUGGGAGUUUACUUACACCAACUCAACCUGCAGCGCCAAGGAGUCUCUUGCUCUUUUCAUCAACCAGGUCCAGAAAGAAGAAAUUUCUGCCCUGUUUGGACCAGCAUGCCCAGAAGCAGCAGAGGUUAUUGGUUUGCUGGUCCCCAUGUUUGACUUUGUUGGACAAACAGCAAAACUGGAGAACUUCUUGUAUGACACCUAUGUGAAACUUGUGCCACGCAUACACAGAGUUGGUGAUGUGCUCCAGAAAAGCCUCCAGUACCUGGGCUGGAAACACAUUGGGGUGUUUGGAGGUCACUCUGGGACUUCCUCCUGCGAUGGAGUGGAUGAGUUGUGGAGGGUUGUAGGGAAUGAACUCAAAUCCCAUUUCACCAUCACCGCCAGCAUGAAAUACACCAACAAAAAUCCAGCCUUCCUUCAAGAGAAUCUUAGGAGCCUGUCAUUGAUUUCCAGGGUUCUUAUCUUAAUCUGCAGCUCAGAAGAUGCAAAACAUAUCCUGCUGGCUGCAGAGAACCUGGGACUCCACACAGGAGAAUUCGUCUUUAUCAUUUUGCAGCAGCUGGAGGACAGUUUUUGGAAGGAGGUAUUGACAAAUCAGAAGGUGAUGCACUUUCCCUCAGUCUACAAGUCAGUGUUUCUCAUAGCCCUCAGCUCCUCCCGAGAUGGCCCUGGAGAUGAAGGCUUCCGAGAGCUGGUCCACCGAAGGCUGCGGGGGCCGCCCUUCCACGGCCCCCUCCACAUGCUGGAGCAGGUGAGCCCUUACUCUGCUUACUUUCACGAUGCAGUCCUGCUGUAUGCUGAGACCGUGAAGGAGAUGAUAACGGCCAGAAGGGAUUUCUGGGCUGGGCGGCAGUUCGUCAUCACUCUGAAAGGCUCCAAUCAGACUGCUUUGCAGGGAAUCACCGGCCCCGUGUUUGUGGACUCCCAGGGAGAAAGACGCAUGGAUUGCUGGGUCUAUGACCUACAGAAAUCCCCAAACGGGUCCCUCUUUCUUCCUUUUCUCCAUUAUGACAGCUAUCAGGACGUCAUCAGACCCAUGGGGGAUUUCUCCACGGUUCCCUUCCUGAAGACGGACGUGGCUGUGGAUUUUCCAAUGAGCUCUGUGAAACUGAGCCUGCUUUUGCAGAUCAGUGUGACUGCUGUGAUUUUCACCGUAACCCUCCUGAUUACCAACCUGGGGGCUGUCAUCAUAGGUCUGAUUUUAAGGACACAGAGGGGGAAACUGCAGAGGCAAAAUAAAGGUCUUUGGCGGCAAAUAAAUUAUGAUGACAUCACCAUUCUGUCCCAGAACAAGCCAUCCCGGAGAGGCACACCUGUGUCGAGAGGGAACAACAGUAACUCAUCUAGUGUGACGAUUUCUGGGGACUUCAGCUCCUUUGUUGAGAACCAGCAGGGCAAAGAGCUCUUUUAUGCCCCAGUAGGGCUUUACCGGGGAAACCAUGUGGCCAUCUGUGAUGUCGGUGACCAAGAGCAAGCCUGGGUCAGGAAGCCGUCUGUGCUGCAGGAAAUCCGGCUGGGGAGGCCCCUAAUGUAUGAAUUAAGGCAUGAAAACAUUGUUCCCUUCUUUGGUAUUUGCACAGAAUCACCCAACAUCUGCAUUGUCACCCAGUAUUGCAAAAGAGGAAGCCUUAAGGAUGUUUUGAGAAACUCAGGCAAUGAAAUUGAUUGGAUAUUCAAGCUCUCAUUUGCAUAUGACAGAGUCAACAUGAUGAAGUGUGCUAAAUGGCACAAAGCUCAGACAUUUAGCUACCGAAACCCCAAAUGGAUUUCAGAAAUCAUCAGCCAAAUCAAGGACCCCAGGGCAUCAGUGCCACUUUGACCUUCCCUGUCAGAAGAGAAGGGAAGUGAAAAGAUGGUGGUCAUGGUGAAGGCAUGUUGGGAUGAAUCUCCAGAGAAAAGGCCCACUUUCCCUUCCAUCAAGAAAAUGUUAUGGGAAGCCAGUCCCGGAGGCCACGUGAAUGUACUAGGCCGUAGGGUGAGCAAGCUGAAAGUGUACACCAAUCACCUGGAGGAGGUGGUGGAAGAGAGGACCAACUAGCUGAUGGCCGAGAAGAGGAAAGUGGAUCAGCUUCUGUCCACAAUGCUGCCCAGCUUCACUGGAGAACAGCUCAUAGCUGGAAGAGCCAUGGAACCAGAGCAUUUUCAGUCCAUGACAAUCUUUUUUGCUGACAUUGUUGGAUUCACAAAACUCUGUUCUCUCAGCUCCCCGCUGCAACUUGUGCAGCUCCUUAAGGACCUGUACAGUUUAUUUGAUCACAUCAUUAAAACUUAUGAUGUGUAUAAGGUUGAAACCAUUGGAGAUGCAUACAUGGUGGCUAGCGGACUUCCCGUCCGGAAUGGUACCCAACACGUGGACGAGAUUGCCACGACGUCCUUGUACUUUCUCAGUACCACCAUCCACUUCCAGGUUGGGCACAUGCCUGAGGAAAAGCUUAAGCUCUGGAUUGGCCUCCACACUGGUCCCAUGGUGGCUGGCGUGGUCGGAAUCACCAUGCCCAGAUACUGUCUGUUUGGAGACUCUGUGAACAUGGCAUCCAGAAUGGAAAGUAGCAGUUUGCCUCUCCGGAUUCAGGUCUCUCAGAGCACUGCAGGCGCCCUGCUGUCGUUGAGAGGGUGUGAUUUGCAAAAGAGAGGCACCAUUCCAGUCAAGGGCAAAGGAGAGCCAACAACCUUCUGGUUGAAGGGCAAAGAAGGCUUCACGAUCCCUCUCCCCGAAUUUACUGAGGAUGAAGCUAAAGUCCCAGAGAUCUUCCGAGUUGAGUAUUUUCUUCAAAGGUGUUUGUGGGGUCCCAGGAAAGUCCAUGGGUUGUCUUAA